UUGAACGCAACUAACGAACUGCGAUAGCUCGCAUUCGGUAUGACGCCGACAUUAAGCUGCCAGAUAAACCGAGUACGAACCAAACCAAUCGCGCGUCACUGCAGAAUCGUAACAGCCAAUCGAAUUGCGCUGUGACUAGGAUAGCGUGACCCGAACGCAAUCCGAUUCAAGCUGCAUUCGUUACCGCGAGAUGGCGGUCGGUGUGCGCGCCAAUCGUCGCGUCCAUCUCACUGUCGUGCCCAUAUAAUGAUCUUCACAGGGGCAGGAGAAUGAAGUUGAGCCUCUCAUUAAUUGGCGUUUUGAGUUGAGAUCGCUGCGCGAAAGAUAGGUUAAUUCCUCGCCCGGUCGAGAUCGUUGUCGCUCAAAAAGGAAGGUGAGGACGAGGAAUGGGGAAACGAGAGCGAGGCAAUGCCAGGAGAACCGCGCACGCCGAGCUCGGGUGGAGAGCGAGCUGCUUCGAGUGGUGGAGCUUCACCUACUUCCGAGGGAUCCGCUACCGCAUCUCCACCCCGCCUACGCCUUAACGCAAGUCUAGCUACCGAUCCAGCGCUUGCACCUCAAGCAACGACACUAAAGCAUGAGCCACCCUCGCCGUCUCCACCGCCUGCUCCAGCACAGCAAGCGAGAGAUUACGGCUUAGCUCUUACGGCGGCUAACUUUCCAGCACUGUUUCCCGCAGCCACCGUGACUCCGCCCGGUUACAUGUGCAAGCCUUGUGGAAUACGCUAUUCUUCACUGAGUACGCUCCAAGCACAUCAAGAACACUAUUGUUCAAAACGCAGAACGAAACCCGAUGGUACUGAAACACCAAUAGAUGCAGCGGGUGAUGAGUCAAGCGGUGAUUCCAAAACGCCGCGACCACUCGGCAAACAAUAUGCGUGCACAUAUUGUUCGUACAGCGCCGAUAAAAAAGUCAGUUUAAAUCGUCAUAUGAGAAUGCAUUCCUCAUCACCGGUAAGCAGUGGGACUCCAGUACCACCACCCACAUCAAAUGGCGAAACUGCAGAAGGUCCACCUGCUCAAGAUCGAUAUUGUGUAGAUUGUGAUAUUCAUUUUAGCUCAGUUAAAACAUACCGAGCUCAUAAAGCUCAUUACUGUAAUACCAGACAAGUUGUCAAACAAGCAUUGGCAGCGGCCAGGGCGGGAUCUGCAACAUCGGGCUCCGCGCCACCGUCUCCUGGGGCAACUCCUCCUGCUCAAAACCAAUAUGCAUUAGCUUUGCCAACAAAUCCGAUUCUCAUAGUUCCAUAUUCAAUUUUAAGAAGUGCUAGCACACUUCCAGGUACUACAUUACCAGAUCCAGAUACGCCUUGCUUUUUAUUACCAAAUGGAACAUUUCAACCCAUUAGUCGAGCGUUGCCGAAUAUGAAUCCAGAAGUAAAAGAACCUGAAGUUUUGAAAUCGGCUAAUAGACCACGAGAGCCAUCUCGAGAUGGCGCCACACCUUUAGAUCUGAGCGUUCGUCGAUCUCCGGAAUCUGUUACAACUGAUGAACACGAAAAGGAGAACCGGAUGCGUUCUACGACCCCGGAACAAAUAGUUUGCGCUCCAUCGCUACCAGGAUCUCCUGGUACUCCAUCUCCUUCUAGAAGAUCUUCUUCGCCUAGUGGAGAAAAUUCACCUAAGAGACGCCGUCGUAAUUCAAGAGGACCCACUCCUAAGCCACCAAGUGUGCCUUCUCCUCCAGAAGAAAAAUUUACACCAGUUGUCCCUCCUCCGAUUUUACCCCCUGCUUUGGCUUUACGACUAGCGACAGAAUUACCCGUAACGUCACCACAAGUAUUGGUUAAACAAGGAGUAUCAAAAUGUAAAGAGUGCAAUAUAGUAUUCUGCAAAUUUGAAAACUAUCGUAUACAUAAACGUCACUACUGCUCUGCUGGUGGAGGGGAAGAAAGAGCUAGUCCAGCACCACCGGAGCCUGGUCCACCACCACAGUACCGCCAACUUAUCUGCUUGGCGUGUGGAAUACACUUUAGUUCCCUAGAUAAUUUGACCACUCACCAAUCAUAUUACUGUACGAAAAGAGAGACUCGAUCGCCUCGAAGCAUUCCUGAAGUGCCGCGACCUGCUUCAGGAUCAGACGGUGGACGGAAAUGUCCAUGUUGUGAAGUAGUGUCUCCCACGACGGCAGCAGCGCAACGCCAUUUGGAAUCACAUGCCGGUGUCAAAGCGUUCCGCUGCACGAUUUGCCGAUACAGAGGAAACACGCUACGUGGUAUGCGUACUCAUAUACGCAUGCAUUUCCGCGACAAGCCGGCUGAUCUUCAUGAGGAGAACUACAUCUCUUGUAUACAGGAAGAAGAUAAUCGGGAGACAACAUCUCCAAACCCAGCGGUGGGCGAGCGAGUCUACCGGUGUGGGUCCUGUGCCUACACGUCUUCAUACCGUGGCAAUCUUGUAAGACACGCGCGUCUUGUUCACGCCACCGAAGACCCAGAACCAGAAGAGCAAACAUCUCCCAUCCCUCCCGCUGAUAUUAAGAAAGAACCAGAAACAGACGAAGAUACUCCUAACUUCUGCAAAUCCUGCAACAUAUCUUUCAAGUACGUCAACACGUACAAAGCACACAAACAGUUUUAUUGCACUGCUGCUAAUCAAGACGCUGCUGCCAACAAUAAUGUCCCAGCAAGGGUCAACGAUGCGCCUGUUGUAUGAAAUGGUUUAACAUUCAUAUAUAGAUAUUCCAGCGGUCAUAAUACAGAGUUAAUUAAAUACAAGAUCUUUAACUCAACAUGGACGCUGUUCAAACAAGCCAACAAAAUUUUUCUUAAUAUCCUUUCUUGGCUUACAUUGCUUCCAAUUGUUAUUAAUAAAAGUGUAUAUCCACUCGUUUCUUGAAAUUAUAAAAAACUAUGUGCAAUAAUUUAUAAAAUAUAUAAAAUUUAAUUCGAUAUAAGCCACUUGUAUUGCAUAUCAAGGCCAAAUUGAUUUUUUGACGUUUAAUUAUUUUCGUUGUGUGAAUGAAUGAAUGAAAUCUCGGCUAAUGUACAUAGAGCCCACGUUUAGGUUUGUUAUAAUUAUCUUGUUAUGUAAAUUAAUUACUAGUUAAAAGGUUAACCUCUUCGUCAUUGUAUUAGUAUACGUUAAAAUACCAAAUUGUAAAUAUUUGUAAAGAUAUUAUCGCAUUAUAACUAAAUUUUAUUACCAUUUGUUUCUAAGUGAUUGUUCUUUCUUUGUUGUUAAUUUUGUUUAUUAUUAAUAGAAUCUUAGAUGAACUUUAUCCAAUAUUUGCUUAAUAAGCAAUAGAAUGCUCAUUCCAUUUGUAUUAACCAGUGGUUUUUACAUUACUUCUGCUAAUUAAUGACACUACAUACAAGCUUACGUAACAAUUCUUAAAAUUAUUACAGUACCUACAUUCCAAAAACAAUUGAAUGUAUUUGAAUGUCAAACUUACACAACUUUAAAUUAAGAAAAAUUAAAAAGAAAAGUCUUAGGAUCGAUGAUCAAUAAUAGUUAUUAUCCAUGUAGUGUCAUUAAGUUUAAAUAAAACUAAAUAACGCUCUUGCGCGUUUGUACCUAACGGCACUUUUGAUUCCACCAAAUGGUCCCUUAGUUCGACUUCAAAUAAUAACUUUAAAAUAUAACUAUAAUUCACCUCUGUAAUCUAUUGUAACGGUUAUAGACAAUUUUAUUUUACUAUAUUUAUAAAAUUGAUUUUUAAAAUAAUAUCGCUUAGAAUCAUUAUAAAAAUAACAUACAUAAUUUUAUUCUGGUAUAGUUUUUGGAAAUCACGAUGCAAUGUUGUCAAUGUUUACUAUCAAAAUAUGAUAAAAGAUAAAAAACACCCUAACCCCACAUUCAACUCUGUGUCAAUAUUGCUGAAACUCAUUUGAUAGACCACUUGGUUUCGAUGCUCGAGGGAAGCAUACAAGUUCCACCUGCAUCACAGCUUAAAUUAGAUUUUUAAUUUAUAAAUAGUAUUGUUAUGUUUAUUACUCAUUAAAGAGGUGAAUUAUAGAUAUUUUAUUGUGAGAUGAUUGCUAUUAUGUCAACACUCCAUCAUUUCUUCUAGUUUGUCCAACACUGGCUAGUAAUAUAAAAUAAAUUUAAAUGGAAGAAACAUAUAACAACACUAUAAACGUCAUUCUAAUAGUAGGUAGGUAAUUAUAAAGAGAUUACCUCUCUUUUAGUAAGAAGUUCACGCAAAAUACCAUGUUUUGUCAAUGCCAAAGCAUCGCUAGAUUAUUGUAAUUUGCAUUUAUAGGUAUCUCACUAAUUAUAGUAAUAGGAUUAAGUAAAUAAAAGACUUAUUCCGUAGAUAUACAUAUUAAAUUUGUGUAUUCAUAUUGUGUUUGUCUUUAAAUUGGAAUAAGUCUCGAAUUUUCCAACUUUCGGAUAAAUGGCCGUAUUGUUGAUUUUCGGACGUAACCAAUCAGUUCGUGACGUAAUUAUUUGUUGUUAAGUCGUUGACAAAACAGUACAGGUGGACUAGAGAUAUUAUAAUAUUUAUUUUUAAUAUAUUGUAUAUUUUUCUUUUACUACUCAAACUUUAUUCUAAAAAAAAACCUUUUUUUUUUCUUUUAAAAAUAUACUUUGUCUACGACUUAAACGGUACUACGUAAAUGUAUCAUGACAUUAUACCAAUAAAGCAACAUAGCAUCUGAUGUGUCGUGCCAUAAUCAGUGUUUUAAAAAAAUAGUUUUUAAAUGUAUGAUAUUCUCGAAUAAUAUUACGGCUAAAGUUAUCAGGUAUCAUGUCAAUAAACUAAUCGUUAAUCAAAUUACAUUUCAAUACAUUUUUAAUGUCGAUACGCCUAGUAACAUCGGCCAAAUUAUAAUGUUGAUAUAAUAUGCCACGAUAGUGUAACCAUUAUAUGAUGUUAUUAAAAUGAUAAUACAUAGUUACGCGGUAAACACGCGUACAAUGAUAUUGUAAAAUACGCCAGACAAUAAAUUAUUAUUUAUCACAUAUUAA
Messenger RNA from Nymphalis io (European peacock), 4914 nucleotides. RefSeq names its product zinc finger protein ush (gene ush). The record is from RefSeq and is a predicted model, not a curated record. The transcript is spliced from 3 exons. NCBI's taxonomy places the organism in Eukaryota, Metazoa, Arthropoda, Insecta, Lepidoptera, Nymphalidae. Gene Ontology annotation, cellular component: nucleus. Gene Ontology annotation, biological process: negative regulation of transcription by RNA polymerase II; cell differentiation; heart development. Gene Ontology annotation, molecular function: RNA polymerase II-specific DNA-binding transcription factor binding. Bases 409 to 2655 code for a protein of 748 amino acids.